AUGUUAUAUAACAUCUUUCUCCGGGCCGUCAUUACGGCGACGUUCUGCCUAAUGGGCUCGGUCUCUGCCGCAAUUUCGGUGGACGACUCUACCCAAACAACAGAAACAUAUUCAGUCACAUCGAGAAGAGCAUUUGAACCCGAUCCAGUGGCUGGAAAUAUCGUGAAGUCUUGUGGCACCCAUAUAUCAGUAUGUGGCGCCGAGGAUGAGGACAACGUUAUAUACGUACCGAGGUCCACCGAAACCGAGACGAACGAGAUUCAUACAACUUCUAUAAAGGUGCUCAAACCUACGACUACAACUGUUACUGAGAUUUCUGUUUCCACCAUCAUCCAAGAGACAAAGGGCAAAACUGUCAUAGCCGCCGGCCCACCUGUUAAGGUUACUGUCGACGUUGUAAUUGUUUCCGUUCAGGAAGUACAAGAUGUUGACACAGUCACCGAGACCAUAGUCUCAACGACCAGUGCUAGUGUAGUCGAACAAUGUUUCCUUGAAACACACACUGUCUUGGGAGGUGUUCCAGGAAGCUGGCAAUCUGGUUCGCCAACUGACGCAAUACCAUACCUUUCUUCGACCCAGACAGCCAGCCCAGCGGGGUUUACUGCAGAUUUUGAUCAGUUCCCUUCUGAUGAAUCCACCCCCAAGAAUAUGGCAGGAGGCUUAGAUGGAUAUGGCAUGUACGAACAGGGUUCAGAAGAAUGA
This is a messenger RNA of Fusarium poae, 702 nucleotides long. RefSeq lists its product as uncharacterized. Lineage: Eukaryota; Fungi; Ascomycota; Sordariomycetes; Hypocreales; Nectriaceae. Bases 1 to 702 code for a protein of 233 amino acids. The transcript has 4 exons. The record is from RefSeq and is a predicted model, not a curated record.